Molecule: messenger RNA, 6819 nt
Organism: Entamoeba invadens IP1
Lineage: Eukaryota; Evosea; Mastigamoebida; Endamoebidae
Product: pre-mRNA-processing-splicing factor, putative
Exons: 1
Coding region: 1-6819 (2272 amino acids)
Biological process (GO): mRNA splicing, via spliceosome; spliceosomal tri-snRNP complex assembly
Cellular component (GO): U5 snRNP; catalytic step 2 spliceosome
Molecular function (GO): U2 snRNA binding; U6 snRNA binding; U5 snRNA binding
Source: RefSeq, a predicted model, not a curated record
AUGUCGCGGACAGUGAUGCCGCCCGAACACAUAAGGAAAAUAGUGAAAGACCAUGGGGAUAUGUCCAGUCGCAAAUUCAAGUGUGACAAACGUGUUUAUUUAGGUGCGCUUAAAUAUAUCCCGCAUGCUAUUUAUAAGUUAUUAGAGAACAUCCCAAUGCCUUGGGAAGACAUUAAAGAGGUUGAAGUGAUGUACCACAUCACUGGUGCGCUGACAUUUGUCACUGAAAUUCCUCGAGUCAUCGAGCCCGUGUACUUUGCGCAGUGGGGGACGAUGUGGCUUGCAAUGCGAAACGAGAAAGUCAACAGGAAGAAUUUCCGGCGAAUGGUUUUGCCUGUUUUUGAUGAUGAAGAGCCUCCCCUUGAUUAUUCGGAUAACUUGUUAGACGUCGACCCGAUAUCUCCAAUCAAGUUUGAAUUGGAUGGGAUGGAAGACUCUGCAGUGAUUGAUUGGUUAUACGAUAAUAAGCCCCUUUAUAACACCAAAAACGUGAACAAGUCCUAUCGAAAGUGGACGCUGAACAUUCCACAGAUGGCGACCCUCUAUCGACUCUCAGAAAGACUUUUAGGAGACUCGAAUGAUCGCAAUUACUCAUUCCUGUUCAACAAAGAAACUUUCUUCACUGCAAAAGCGUUGAAUUGCACAGUCAUUGGUGGACCGAAAUUUGAACCUCUUUAUCGCGAUAAUUUGGACGACGCGGAUUGGUCUGAUUUUGACGACGUCAAUAAGGUGAUCAUCAGAAGAGUCAUUCGAACAGAAUACAAGAUCACAUAUCCUUAUUUGUACGCACAACGACCAAGAGAAGUCAAGGUCAUCCCUUAUCACUACCCACUGUUGAUGCUCAUCAAGCCCGAUGACCCCAAUUUACCGACGUUUUACUUCGACUCGAUAUUAAAUCCGAUUCAGAGUCGAAUGGAUCUUGAAGGAGACGUGAAAGAAGACGUUAGUGAUGACACUGAAUAUGACGACGUUGAAUUUUAUUCGGAUAUCAUACCAUUUGGAGAAGACAUCGACUUGAAUGGAAGCCAAUUCAAAGACGGACUGAAUCUGUUUAACGCUCCAAGUCCAUUCAACGAGAGAAGAGGAACAAUGCGACGCGCACAAGACGUCGCUUUAGUCAAGAGUUGGUACCAAGAACACAUUCCAAAGGAGUACCCCAUCAAAGUGCGGGUCAGCUAUCAAAACUUGUUGAAGUGUUUUGUAUUGAACGAGUUACACAAGCGGCCAUCGAAGUCGUUGUGUAAGAGAAACUUCUUUACUGCGCUUGAAACAACACAAUUCUUCUAUCACACAAAACUCGAUUGGGUCGAGGCGGGGCUCCAAAUAGCACGGCAAGGGUAUAACAUCAUGAAUUUAUUGGUCCAUCGAAAGAACGUUGAUUUCUUACAUUUGGACUACAACUUCAAUAUCAAACCGGUCAGAACGUUGACAACAAAAGAGAGGAAGAAGUCGCGAUUUGGGAAUUCGUUCCACUUGUGUCGAGAAAUACUGAAAAUGAUGAAGUUGGUAGUCGACGCGUUUUGCCAGUACCGACUGGGACACGCAGACGCAUUCAUAUUAGCCGAUGGGGUUCAGUACAUCUUCUCACAUAUAGGAACCCUCACUGGGAUGUAUAGAUACAAGUAUAAAGUGAUUCAACAGAUCCGGAUGUGUAAAGAUCUUAAACACGCGAUUUACUAUCGAUUUAAUACAGGCCCCGUCGAGAAAGGGCCAGGGGUAGGGUUCUGGGGGCCGAUGUGGCGAGUGUGGGUGUUUUUGUUACGAGGGAUCAUUCCGAUCUUGGAACGGUGGUUGGGGAAUUUACUUGCGAGGCAAUUUGAAGGAAGAAAGUCGAAGGCGACGCCGAACACGAGAACGAAGCAACGCGUGGAGAGUGGGUUUGAUAUAGAAUUGCGAGCGGCGGUGUUACAUGAGAUCAAUGAAAUGAUGCCUGAGGGUAUUAAAAACUCCAAAGCGAAGGUUAUCAUGCAACAUUUGAGUGAGGCGUGGAGGUGUUGGAAAGCGAAUAUUCCAUGGAAGGUUCAAGGGUUACCUGAGCCGAUAGAAAAUAUGAUUGUUCGCUAUGUAAAAAAGAAGGCUGAUUGGUGGACUGAUGUAGCGCAUUAUACUCGUGAGAGGACGAAGAGGGGAUGUACUGCUGAUAAAUCAGUGACGAAGAAAAACGUUGGAAGAUUGACACGACUUUGGCUGAAGAGUGAACAAGAGAGGCAAAGUGAGUACUUACGAGAGGGGCCAUAUGUAUCUUCAGAGGAAGGUGUUGCGAUAUUGACCACUACAGUACAUUGGCUUGAAGGGAUGCAAUUCCAACCGAUUCCUUUUCCGCCAAGUAACUACAAAUAUGACACGAAAAUCCUUGUGUUGGCUUUGGAGAAUUUGAAAGAAGCGUUUUCGACGAAGUCGCGAAUUAAUCAGAGCCAAAGAGAGGAGCUUGGCCUCAUCGAACAAGCGUUUGACAAUCCACAUGAGUUCUUAUUGAGAAUCAAAAGACAGCUCUUAACACAACGAACGUUCAAAGAAGUCAAUUUGGUGUUUGUUGAUAUGUUCACACAUUUACUCCCCGUUUACUCAUUUGACGCUAUGGAAAAGAUAGCGGACGCGUAUUUGGACCAGUAUCUGUGGUUUGAAGGAGACAAGCGAAAUUUGUUCCCCAACUGGGUCAAACCGGCCGAUACGGAGCCACUGCCACUGUUAGUCUACAAGUUUUGUAAUGGGAUGAACAAUUUAGAAGACAUUUGGGAGACGCGAAAUGGGGAGUGCAAUGUCAUAGUUGAGUCGUCAUACGACAAAAUGUUCCGAAAAGUCGAUUUGACGCUUUUAAAUCGACUUCUACGACUUGUGAUGGACCCACUUCUUGCUGAUUACAUCACUGCGAAGAACAAUGUGACGAUUGCGUACAAAGAUAUGAUGCAUGUGAACUCAUAUGGCCUAUUACAUGGUCUUGCGUUCUCAAGUUUUGUGAUUCAGUACUACGGCCUUGUACUUGACAUCUUGUUACUUGGGCCGAAACGAGCGAUGGAGAUAGCGGGGAGUGCGUCUGCGCCAAAUGAUUAUCUCACGUUUAAGACGAAAAGUGUUGAGACAAACCACCCCAUUCGGAUGUACACGAGGUACGUCGACAAGUUCUAUAUGGUGCUUCGAUUGACGAGAGAAGAAAGUAACGAGUUGAUAGAACGAAUGUUAGUCGAUCGCCCCGAUCCGAAUAAUGAGAACGCUGUUGGGUACAAUAACAAGAAGUGUUGGCCUAAAGACUGUCGUAUGCGAUUGAUGAAACAUGACGUGAAUUUGGGACGUGCAGUAUUUUGGGACUUACAAAACCGUCUUCCACGAUCACUGACUACAAUGAAGUGGGAAGACUCGUGUGUCACUGUCUAUUCACAAGAUAACCCGAACACGUUAUUUACGAUGUGUGGGUUUGAAGUGCGUAUAUUGCCGAAGUGUCGAGCGAAUGAGGAGGAGUUUAGUAUGCGAGAGGAUGCGUGGGAGUUACAAAACAGUGAGAGUAUGGAAAAGACAGCGCACGCGUUUUUGAAGGUAUCGAAUGAAGAGACGAAGAAGUACGAGAAUCGUGUGAGACAGAUUUUGUUGUCGUCUUCUUCAACGACGUUUACACGUAUUAUAAAUAAAUGGAAUACAACAUUGAUUGGACUGAUGAUGUACUUUAGAGAAGCGACAAUACACACGCCGGAGCUUUUGGAUAUCUUGGUGAAGUGCGAGAACAAGAUCCAGACGCGCGUCAAAAUUGGGUUGAACUCGAAGAUGCCCAACCGGUUUCCCCCCGUCGUCUUUUACACGCCAAAGGAACUUGGAGGGCUUGGGAUGCUCUCGAUGGGCCACGUCUUAAUUCCCCAAUCUGAUUUUCGAUGGACAAGACAGACGGAAGUUGGGAUUCAAGCGUUCCGAGCCGGGAUGAGUCAUGACGAAGACCAGUUGAUCCCGAAUUUGUUUAGAUACAUAUUACCAUGGGAGACCGAGUUUAAAGACUCGCAACGGGUGUGGAUGGACUAUGCUGAAAAGAGGAAAGAAGCGAUGGAAGAAAACCGACGCCUUACUCUUGAAGACUUGGAAGACUCGUGGGAUAAGGGGAUUCCACGUAUAAACACUUUGUUCCAACAAGACAAACACACAUUGGCGUAUGAUAAAGGGUGGAGAGUUAGAAUGGAGUUCAAGAAGUAUCAAGUCGACAAGAUCAAUCCAUUCUGGUGGACCCACCAGAGACAUGACGGGAAGUUGUGGAAUUUGAAUAACUAUAGAAGUGACAUGAUACAAGCGUUGGGUGGUGUGGAAGGCAUUUUAGAGCACACGCUGUUCAAAGCUACGUUCUUCCCGACGUGGGAAGGACUCUUCUGGGAGAAGUCGUCAGGGUUUGAAGAGUCGAUGAAGUACAAGAAGUUGACCAACGCGCAGCGCAGUGGUCUGAAUCAAAUUCCAAACCGCCGAUUUACACUGUGGUGGUCGCCGACGAUUAAUCGUGGGAGUGUGUAUGUCGGCUUUGAAACGCAAUUGGACUUGACGGGGAUCUUCAUGCAAGGGAAGAUCCCGACAUUAAAGAUAUCACUGAUUCAAAUCUUCCGCGCACAUUUGUGGCAGAAGAUUCACGAGAGUCUUGUGAUGGAUCUGUUCCAAGUUUUCGAUCAAGAGAGUGAGAGUUUGGACGUCGAGAGAGUGCAGAAGGAAACGAUUCAUCCUCGGAAGUCGUAUAAGAUGAAUACGUCGUGUGCUGAUAUCACGUUGUUUGCGAUGAACUCGUGGGAGACGGGGAAGGCGUCGAUGUUAACUGAGAAUAAAGUAGCGAGUGGGAUCAGCACGAACAAAUAUUGGAUUGAUGUGCAGUUGAGGUGGGGCGAUUUUGAUCAACACAAUAUCGAGAGUUAUGCGCGACAGAAAUAUGAGAGUUAUUCGAAUGAUAACAACUGUUUGUACCCCUCGAAGACGGGAGUUAUAAUAGCGUUUGAUUUAGCGUAUAAUAUUUACUCUGCAUAUGGGAAUUGGAUACCGGGGAUGAAAGAUUUGUUGACAAAAGCGCUAGCGAAGAUGUUAAAGUGUGAUAUUGCGUUGACGGUACUUCGGGAGAGGAUACGAAAAGCGUUACAGUUGUAUUGUAGUGAGCCGACAGAGCCUUGUUUGUCGACGACGAAUUAUGGGGAGUUGUUUAGUAAUCAAAUUGUGUGGUAUAUUGAUCACUCGAAUGUCUAUCGCGUCACGACACACCGCACAUUUGAUGGGAAUCAUAUCACAAAACCGUUGAAUGGGUGUGUCUUUAUUAUUAAUCCUCGUACUGGUGGAGUUUAUUUGAAGAUUAUACAUGCGAAUGAAUGGGCUGGACAGAAGAGAAUUGGGCAGUUGAAGCAUUGGAAGUCUGCGGAAGAAGUAGUGAAGAUCAUAGGAAGUCUUCCCAAAGAAGAGCGACCGCGGAGUGUAAUAGCUUCAUUAAAAGGUCUUAUAGACCCUCUCGAGACGCAUUUGAUAGAUUUCCCAAGCAUCGUCUUAAAAGGGACUGAAAUGGCGUUACCGUUCAAUGAAGUGAUGCAUAUGGAGAAAGUCAAUUCUGCGGUAUCGAAAGCGACUGAGUCGAGUCUACUGUUAUUUAAUAUCUAUGACGACUGGUUGGAGAACAGUAGUGCGUAUGUGGCCUUCCACCGAGCUGUUUUAAUGUUACGGGGGUUAGGAGUCAAUGCGAUGAAAGCCAAAAAGAUCUUACAACCAGACCCGACGAUCGUUGUUGCUCCAAAUCAUCACUGGCCGACAUACAGUGACACGCAGUGGAAAGAAGUUGAAAUUAAGAUGAAGGAUUUGAUCAUUAAUGACUACGCGAGAAAGAAUAACAUCAACGCGUCGUCGUUAACACAGAACGAAGUGCGAGAUAUCAUUCUUGGUGUAGAAGUAGCUGCGCCGUCCGUUGAAAGACAGCAAAUAGGAGAAAUAGAUGGUGAGAGGACGACACAAGGGAAUGCGAUCACCACGAAGACGAUGAAUAAACUGCAAGAGAAGAUUGUUGUGUCGACGACAACACCGUACGAACAGAAUGUUUGUGCUGCGACACAGAACUGGAGAGAGCGUGCUAUUGAAGCUGGGAAGUUAUAUGAGAGAGUCAGUUCGUUGUUUGUAUCGACUCAAGGAGAGACGCCUCCAAUAGUUCUUCCCAAGAAUUUGAUGACGACGUUGGUGAGGAUAGCAGACACUAAAACUGAGAUAGGAGGGAUUCUGUAUGGGAAAGAGAGUGUUUCUAAUGCGGGGGUGUAUGAAGUCAAGUGUAUAUGUAUGACGCCGCAGUACGGAACAAAUAAAUACGUCGUCUUUCCGGAUCACCCGCCACGCAGUGACGAGAUUGAUUCGUUGCAAGCACUUGGGUGGAUUCGAACGAACUGUGGGGAGCCUGAGAUGUCGUCGUAUGAUGCAGUGGUUGAUAGUAUUAUUGAAAGCAAAUAUAAGAUGAGUGGGAAGAUCAUCUGUGUUGGGAUAGGGAAUGGGAGUAUAGGAGUCCAUGGGUAUGUUGUGAGUGAAGUUGGGAAGGAAUAUGGGCGGCAGAACAUUGAGAGUCUGACAAACAUGCAGAAUGUCGCUGGUGGAAAGUUAGCUGAUGACGUUCCUGUUAUCGUCACAGAGAAAUUGAAUGGGUUCUUCUUAAUACCAGACAGAGGAAGUUGGAACUAUUCACUGGCAACUACUAAGUUCUCUUUGGGACUCCAAUACGGUCUUAAAAUUGGAAUACCUCUCGAGUUCUAUAAUGAAGAACAUAGGAGCACUCACUUCUUGUCUUGGGCUGAAGUCGAUGAAAGUACUCUUGAGAGAGAAGAAAUGGCAGAUGAACCAGAUAAUUGA